Molecule: messenger RNA, 23019 nt
Organism: Podarcis lilfordi (Lilford's wall lizard)
Lineage: Eukaryota; Metazoa; Chordata; Lepidosauria; Squamata; Lacertidae
Source: the annotation of a GenBank genome assembly
GGGGGGGGCACAUUAUCUACCUGGCCCGGGCCUCUGCCUGGCUCUGCAAGGCCCUGGGUGUCAGGUCCGCUGCGGAUAAUCGAGGGGAUUUACUUCUACAGAAACGUGCAUAGGAGGGAGGAGGCUGGGGGUGGGGCUGCAGUGCGAUGUUCUGUCUCCCCAACAACCUGGAGCAGGCGUGCCAGCUUGGCACCGCGACCGUGGGUGCCAUGCAGCGUGCAUGGCCCUGGCACCGACAUUGGUGGGUGUCCCGGCCCAUCCACGGGGAAUUUUGUGGGUGCUCAGGCACCCCAGGGUGUUGGCACUAUGACAUGGAGGGCGGUGGACCGGACAGGGCGCCUGGGAUCCCACUCACCCUCCCCUCCUGCCCGCCAGAGCAUCUUUGCAGAGCAGCCUGGGCGGGGUGGUUCCCUUUCCCAGACGACGGGGCUGCAAUGCGGGGCUCUGGGCCGCAUCCAAGAGAGGAGGAGCCUCCUGCUGCUGCUGCUGCCCUCCUCCCCCCUCCAGUUCGCGACUUGGGGGCCUAUAAAGCGGCAUCUCCGAAGGCGGCGCCUUCUUCCCCCGCCGAGAACUUCGCGGCUCCGUCCCAGCCUCGACGCCGCCUCUUCUCCUUCUCCUCCAUCUCUCUCCAGGCCCAGCCGCUGCGCCAUGAGCCACCAUCACCACUCCGGCGCCAUCCGCGCCACCUCGUACCGCCGCACUUUCGGGCCGCCGCCCAUGCUGUCCCCGCUGUCGUACUCCUCGUCCCGCCUGGCCUCGUCCUCUUCGGCCACGCGGCUGCUGAGCACGCCCUCGACGGCGGCAUCCAUGCGCUCCUACCGGGCCAGUGGCGGCGGUGGCGCGGUGACCUUCCGAUCCUCCAGCGCGCCGGCACCGCGCUACUCCUACGGGGCGGCCGAGAAACUGGACUUCUCGGUAGCCGAGGCGCUGAACCAGGAGUUCCUGGCCACGCGGAGCAACGAGAAGCAGGAGCUGCAGGAGCUCAACGACCGCUUCGCCAGCUUCAUCGAGAAAGUGCGCUACCUGGAGACGCAGAACGCGGCGCUGCUGGCCGAGCUGGGCCACGCGCGCUCCAAGGAGCCCACGCGCGCCGCCGACCUCUUCCAAGACGAGCUCCGCGAGCUGCGCAGGCAGGUGGACGCGCUGGGCAAGGAUCGCGACCGCCUGCAGGUCGAGAGGGACAACAUGGCCGAGGAUCUGGCCGCCCUCAAGCAGAGGUGAGGCGCCGGGGUGGGGGCGGGGGCGUGCCAGGACGCCGGGGUCCUCCUCGGAAGAUGGAGGGGGCAAGCCGGGCCACAUCCUGUGCGGAAAACGGAACUUCAGCCUUGUGCGCUGUUUUAAGUUGCUGGGGCGGGGCGGGAGGGGUUAAUCGCGGCAGGCGCCCCCCCCCCCCGGAUUCCUGGGUUCUCCUUUGGGUGGUGGGAGGGUCUCCUGAGAAAGAUGAAGCAAAAGACAAGCCAGAACUCAAUUGGAGUCAGCCCCCGCAAAGGGAUCCUUCUGGGUAGAUGAAGAUGAAGUCAGCCCGGCCCCCAAACGCAUCAUUUGGAGUAGAUGAAGAUGGUUGCCUCUGAUCUCGUGCAGAGUCCCAUUUCCCACUCCCUCAAUAUUCAGAAAUCUUUGCUAACUCUCUCUGCUUGGAAAUAGGGAAGAGGUAGCGUCGCACUCUGAUGGCACUUCUCCCUCCGAAGAUAGCAAGACUUUUAAUUGGUGGCAGCGCCAGAGAGGCACAAUUCCAGGUCCUCUUGCAAAAGGGCAGGGUUAGGGACUCGGACUGAAAUAAUAGCCACCCCUGUCCUGCCUCCAAGUCAGCAGAGUCCAUUGAUGCAGCCUAGCGAUAUGUGGGUUAAGUAAGGAAGGUUCAGAAAGUGAUGGUUUUAGACUGUGCACUUAACUGCCCAGGCUCUUUGGGUGGGAAUACGUAUUAUACUUAAUUUGCUUCAAAAUGUGGCAUGCCAGCUCUGUUGCAUUUGGGGAACUUGCUCAUUCUGUAAGUGUCCUUCUACACCCCAAAGUCCUGAGGGGUGGCAUGACUGCGUAGCAGUGGGCCUUUCCGGGAUCCAGACAUUUCUUCCUUAGUUUCCAGCUCAAAAGCAAAGCAGCAAAAAUGGGAAACGGCAUUAUAUAACACCUUGUGGGGAAGGACAGUGCAUCAGCUGUAGAGCAGUUGCUUUGAAUGUAGAAGGUCCCAGGUUCGUUCUCCUGCAUCUCCUGGUAGGACCAAGGGAGACCCUGGUCUGAGACCCUGUAGGGUCUCUUCUUGUUGGUGCAGGCAAUACCUCACUAAAUGGACCAAUGGCCAGCUUCCUAGGUUCCUGAUAUGAUUGAUAAACAAAUGGGAACCAACUAAAUCUAUACAAUUCUUUCUUUAAUCCACUCAUUAUAUUCCAACUGCAUGCAUUACAAAUGAUGAAUCACUGCCCUGCAAUCAGAGCACCUUUUCUUAUUUUAUUUUAUUAGCCUUAGGCAGUGAUGGGGGAAUGUGCUGGAUUGUGCUGGGAGCUUAUUCUCAAUCCUAAAAGAGGGAUUAAAGUUGCACCCCGGUAAACCUGGGAUCCAGUGUUCCUGGGCUGUAUACCCACUGCUGCAUAAGAGUCUGGGACAAGACAACAAUUAAGGCCGCAAUCAUAACCUGGAAGUAAGCCCUGAUGAGUUCAAUAGGACUUCCUUCUGAAAAUACAUGGUUAGGCUUGUGCAUGGAAUCCUAUGCACACUGAGAACCGGACAUCCUGGGACUUGCUUUUGAGUAAGUGUGUUAGGAUUUUUCUGCACUGACGGUGUAGGUCUGGGAGACUCGGAGGCAUUGAAUUUGAACUUUGAUGACUUGCAGAAGGAAGAGUUGCAAGCCAGGAAUUCUGCACUUUGGAAAGGUUUGCUAGAAUCUUUUCGUUUUGGUUCCGCCUCCCGAUGGAGAUUGUGGAAAGAUGGUUGAUUGGAAACUGUUCCAUCCAGAACUGUGUGGGGGAUAAAUUAAAAAAACAAACAAACAGCCACAAUAAAAAGAUGUCUUGGGAGAUAUAGGGAUUCUAGGAAGGUUGAUACACACAGAAAAUAAGUAAGACUGGUCCUUGAGAUGUGUCAGCGGGGUGGGAAGGGUGUGGUGGGGAAUAAUUCUCCACUAAUGGGAUGAGUCCAACUUGGCAGGAGGAUGCGGCAGCUAGACUGGUGACUGGGAGUGGCUGUUGAGACCAUAUAAUACCAGUCCUGAAAGACCUAAAUUGGCUCCCAGUACGUUUCAGAGCACAAUUGGUGCUGAUCUCGUCCCAGUAUACCUGAAGGAGUGUCUCCACCCCCAUCGUUCAGCCCGGACACCGAGGUCCAGCUCCAAGGGUUUUCUGGCGGUUCCCUCACUGCGAGAAUCAAGGUGACAGGGAACCAGACAGAGGGCCUUCUCAGUAGUGGCACCCACCCUGUAGAACGCCCUCCCACCAGAUUUUAAGGAAAUAAACAACUACCUGACUUUUAGAAGACAUCUGAAGGCAACCCUGUUCAGGGAAGUUUUUAAAGUUUGAUGUUUUAUCGUGUUUUUAAUAUUCUGUUGUGAGCCGUCCAGAGUGGCUGGAGAAACCCAGCCAGAUGGGUGGGGUAUAGAUAAAUUAUUAUUAUUAUUAUUAGUGACAAAGGGCAAUAAAGCAAGGGAUGCAGGAGCAAAGAAGAGCUGUCUCCAUGCAGUGUGGGACCGUGGGUAUAUGUACCUGAAAACAGGAAGGCGAUGGUGGAGAGUGGCAGGGAGGAGAUGAACUUCUGUCCCUUUGUGUCAUCCAUGAGAUGUCUGGAUGGGGCAGGGUGCAAGGAGAUGGCUAUUUCUGGUACUUGGUAGAGGGGGAGCAGUGGGGUGUGGUGAGAGAGCUUCCGCCACAGCAAUAACGCCCUUAGCCAGAGAGCUCUCUAUUCCAGGGGCAGUAUGAUGAGGACAGGGGGAAUCCCUGUGAGCUGGCAAGGAAUUGUGUGAGGUGGGUAGCCAGUGUGGGUGGGGUAGCAGCAGCCUCCUUAAAGGGGGGCAUGUGGUGCGCAUGGAGUCCCAUGCUGCACACGCAAGAGGGGUUCCUCCCAGGGCAUUGCAACUUCCAUGCGCACAUCACUGUGCUGAAAAGCAAAAGCAAGCAAAGCCACAGCCUCGAGACUGCAUUCCCCAUGGCACCGUGGGGUGGGGUUUGAAUUUCUGCAUCCUGGCAUCGCUCAUGCUGUGGCAGAUGGGGCAGGGUGGGGGUGGGCUAUUUGGGAAGAAGAGAAGGGGGUGGAUAAGGCGUGCGCAAGGAGCAGAAGCCUGGGAGAGAGGUGGGGUGUGGUCCCCUUCAGCCAUGCAGAGUGACGUGGGACUUGCCAUGUUCUCCAGUCUCCCUGCCCUAAUAGUGCCAUCUGUCUCCUGCGUCAGCUCAGGGACUAUGGGAGAUGGUGGCGUUGGUGUUGCGGGGUGGAGUGGAGAAUACAUCAUUGGGGAAGGGUGUGGCCAAAUGACAGCAUCUGUCUGUGUCUUGAAAAACCAUCCCUUCCCAAGGAGGAGAAGGAGAAUGCAACUUGAAUAAACAUGGAAUGGCCAAAAGCUUCUGAUGCCAAUGCAAAGCAUUUCUGGAACGGUCUCAAUUUCACUUGAUCUCCAUCUCCACCUCUAACCAAAUGUUCCUUAUUCCUGAUACUUCUCAGUGACUUUCCCCUACUCUUCCUGCACUGGCUAUCUGCUUUAGGUAAGCCCUGUGGGUGUUACCAGCACAGGGUCGACCGAUGUCAGGGGGCUGGAGAAGUCUGUUUGGCAUUGUGUUCUUGUGAUGUAGGGGUGUGGCGGAUGGCAGCAAGGGGGCGUAGAAGCAGGAACUCCUGGGUGCAGCUCAUUUGACUGGUUCUUGCAUCCUGCUUUGCCUAUAAAAGCAGAGUCCAGAGCGUGUUGUUGUUGUUUAGUCGUUUAGUCGUGUCCGACUCUUCAUGACCCCCUGGACCAGAGCACGCCAGGCACUCCUGUCUUCCACUGCCUCCCACAGUUUGGUCAAACUCAUGCUGGUAGCUUCGAGAACACUGUCCAACCAUCUCAUCCUCUGUCGUCCCCUUCUCCUUGUGCCUUCCAUCUUUCCCGACAUCAGGGUCUUUUCCAGGGAGUCUUCUCUUCUCAUGAGGUGGCCAAAGUAUUGGAGUCUCAGCUUCAGGAUCUGUCCUUCCAGUGAGCACUCAGGGCUGAUUUCCUUCAGAAUGGAUCGGUUUGAUCUUCUUGCAGUCCAUGGGACUCUCAAGAGUCUCCUCCAGCACCAUAAUUCAAAAGCAUCAAUUAUUCAGCAAUCAGCCUUCUUUAUGGUCCAGCUCUCACUUCCAUACAUCACUACUGGGAAAACCAUAGCUUUAACUAUACGGACCUUUGUUGGCAAGGUGAUGUCACUGCUUUUUAAGAUGCUGUCCAGAGUGUAGGGAGGAAUAAAAAAUAGACUGCUUCUGGAAUAAGGAAAAGGAUGUCGGGAGUUUAUGCAGCAGAGCAGAAGUGUGACCAAAGUGGGGAGUGUCACCCGGGGGAAGAUGACAAACUAUGGAGUUAGCCCUAUUAUUAGCUCUUUGCUGUUCUUUGUCCUCUACAGGCUGGAUGAGGAGAUGCACAAGCGCGAAGAUGCUGAAGGGAACUUGGUUUUGUUCCGCAAGGUAAGUGGGGCUCUAGGCGGGGCAGGCUAGCCCACUUACCCUUGAGUAACUGUAGGGUCCCAGCACACUCUGCUGUUUGCAUACUGCCGCACGUAUUAGCUCCUGCACUCCUACAUGGGUGAAGGGUCCUUGAACAGUAAAGGCACAAGCCAAGUUCUUGAAAGCAGCUUUGGGCAGCUGUGGCUGCUGUCCGUGGUGCUGAACUGAAGCACCCUGUUCUCUCCCCCUCAGCCCACCAUCGCAGCCUGGCGGAUGAGGCUGGGAUUACCUUGUUUGCUUUUCCCGAUCCUUCUCUGACCCAUAUGUAUUUUACGUUAAAAUGGAAAGGGGCUUGCUGCGGUUCUGAUCAUGGCUCGUUUCUCCUCCCUGGUUUGGUAGGAUGUGGAUGAUGCCACCCUCUCGCGCCUGGAGCUGGAACGCAAGAUUGAAUCCCUCAUGGAUGAAAUUGAAUUCCUUAAGAAACUACAUGAAGAGGUAUGGGAAAUAACGGGGGUGGCCUUUGAGUGGAGGGCAGAUUUGAAACUUCCUUUUCUCUCUCUCUCUUUUAGUUUUUUAUUUAUAUUUUCAAAUUUAUACAUUUCAACAGUUUUCCAAUCAAUUUGACAUUUCAAAAUUUGACUUCCCCUCUUUCUGCGAUUCCUUGAAUUCAUUUUUUUCUAUCUUAUGCAUCUCCAAAUUCAUUUAACUUACUCAUUUCUUUAUCUACUAUAGAUAAAUACUCUUAUAAAACUGCAGAUUAUGACAUUAAUCCCGCUAAUAUUUUUAUCUGUUUACAAUUUAUCUGUAAAUAUUCAAUAAACCAUUUCCAUUCUUUUAUGAAAAGUUUGUUAUCUUGAUUUCUUAUUCUUCCGGUGAGUUUUGCCAUUUCUGCAUAUUCCAUAAGUUUUUGCAUCCAUUCUUCCUUUGCUGGGACUUCUGCUUCUUUCCACUUUUGGGAAAGUAACAUUCUUGCCGCUGUAGUCGCAUACAUAAAUAAAUUUCUAUACAAUUUAGGUAGUUCUGUCCCUAUAAUUCCCAAGAGAAAAGCUUCUGGGUUUUUUUGGUUUUUUUUUUACAAAUGUUAAUUUAAACAUCCUUUUCGAUUCAUUAUAUAUCAUUUCCCAGUAAGCUUCAACCUUACUACAACUAGUUCAUUGACUGGCUUACAUAGAGGCAUUUGAGAGAGCAGCUGAACCCUAUACAACUGGACAGGUGUGUCAUUUGUACUGACGGCAGCAGCUGCUGCUUCCACUGAGGGCAGAAGACUGGGCUCAAACCUUAUCUGUACAUGCCUCGCAACAGAAAAUAGGUUUUAUCCCAAACUCAUGGCUUGCUCCUGAGGAUGGUGGCAGCCUUGGGAGACAGGUAAGGGGCGGCAGGAGAAGCAGCAGAAGUGGGCAUGGGGUAGGGGAAGAUUUUGUGCACGGGCUUCAUGGGGAUCCCAUUUAGAGUCCUUUAACAUUUCUGAUGUUCCGAGGUUCUUGCAGAAGCCAUUUUGCUUGUGCGCCAUCUGGUGGUAAACAGCAGAAGUGCAGUUGCAUCCCCAGCCCCACCCUUGGGUGCAUGAGCAGGAUAGCUUGUAUCCAGAGUUAUGAAUAAUAAUAGUAAUAAUAAUAAUAAUAAUAACAACAACAACAACAACAACAACAACAACAACAACAACAACAACAACAACAACAACUUAUUACUUACACUCCGCCCAUCUGGCAGAGUUUCCCCAGCCACUCUGGGCUGCUCCCAACAGAAUAUUAAAAACACGAUAAAACAUCAAACAUUACAAACUUCCCUGAACAGGGCUGCCUUCAGAUGUCAUCUAAAAGUCUGGUAGUUGCUUAUUUCCUUGACAUCUGAUAGGAGGGCGUUCCACAGGGCGGGCACCACUACCAAGAAGGCCCUCUGCUUGGUUCCCUGUAGCUUUGCUUCUCACAGUGAGGGAACCGCCAGAAGGCCCUCAGCGCAGGACCUCAGUGUGCAGGUAGAACAAUGGGGGUGGGGACGCUCCUUCAGGUAUGUAGAUUUGCAGGACUGAUGCAGCUGAGAAACCCUUGCAUGCAGCAGAUAGUCACUUGCUUCUUCUUCUUCUUUGUCUAGCAGUGAAUAACAGAGAUACAGUUGCACCCAUGACCCCACUCUGUAACUAUGUAACUGUGCUGUAUAUGGGAAUUUUGUACUAAUGUGUCCAUCUAUCAUUCAAGACUGUGAUACUUGAUGCUUUAAAUUUUGGAUUCUUUCAUUUUCUUUCCUUUUGUUAUGUUUUCACUUUUUUUUGUUAACAAGCCAAUAAAAUAAAAAGUGGAAGAAAAACAAGACAAAACUGAUGCCCCCCCCCCCGUGCUGUGGGGCAUGGUAUAGGGUAUGCACAUAGCGUAUUCGCCAACUUCAAAGUAUUUUAUUCCACGCACAGAUACCAUAACGUAAGAAUACCAUAACAUAUAUCUUAUAAUAGGAACAUUACCCCAAAUCAGUUUUCUACAAGCUCAUUGCCCAAAUAAAUUCCUGUUUGAAUCAAGUCAGUCCACGCAUUUCCUCUAUGCCAGUACGUGACCUCCUCACCUGUUUCCUCCAGUAUUCUGCCACAUACAAGCACGCUUUCUCCCCAAAUCUUCAUGCAAACACACAUGAAGCUAUUCCAGCAGCUGGAAUAAAACAGUGCCAAAGUUUGGUAACCCUCAGUGAGACAGAAAGAAAGAAAGACACACACACACACACACACUCACACACAGAGAGGGAGGGAGGGAGGGAGGGAGGGAGACUGACAGACAGACAGACACAGAGACACAGAGAGAAUAAAUUGGUUUUUUCCUCCAGCCAUUCCCAGCAUCCCCUCUUACCCCUGAACUCCCCCAAUGAUUUGGGGGAAAGCUUAGGACUGCCUAACAUCUUACAGGCAGCGUAAGAAGAAAACAAGGUAGUUCUGAUUAGUCCUUUUCCUUAUGCAAAAAAGAAAAGAAAAGAAGCAAAAUCGAAUGGCAGAUUUCUCCCGCCUCUGAUGUGCCACACCUAUAGAUUAAUAGCCAGAUCCUGUUGCCUAACUGCUAUCCUUGACCAAAUUUCUGUGCUGUUUUAAAAAAGUUGUUUUGCUCAAUCUAGCGUACGUAUCCCAUUUCCGCUUUAUAUUUCUUUCAUGCCAUGUAUUAAUGCUGUUCAUCGCUUUGGGGGCUCGGGGGGCCAAAAGUGGUAUAUAAAUGAGACAGAAACCGAGAAGCAUACUUUCUCUGCCACGUAGUCUCACGUUAGGGAGUCUAUGUAUAAUGGGGCUGCAUCUCCUUGUGGCUGUGCUCCUCUGCAUUUGUGCUCUCUCUUUUUGUAGUAUCUCCUCUUACAAUCUCUCUGCGUGUGAUUUGUCAUGUCUGUGUUCCUUUGCAUCUUUGUAUCUUUGUCCCCAUCGAUGUCUCGGCGCGUGCAGGAGCUGAACGACAUGCAGGUGAGCAUGCACAGCCAGCAGCAGGUGCAAGUGGAGGUGGAGCAGGCCAAGCCGGACCUGACAGCUGCCCUGCGGGACAUCCGCACCCAGUAUGAGAGCAUCGCGGUCAAGAACCUGCAGGAGGCCGAGGAGUGGUACAAAUCCAAGGUACCUAAACUGGGUGCAGCUACAAGGGUGGUGUUAGGGGCUGGACCGGGGAGGAAUGUUGGGAGCUGCCCCCCCCUCUGUACCUUCCCGGGAAGAGGAGGACAGUAUAGAUUUAGAACAGCGGUUUGCAGAAGGGCAUAGUUCAGAGGCUGCAGAGGGGAGAAGCUGGGAAAUAUUGGGGGAGCAGCAGGAAGGAGAAGCACCGGGGGAGAGGCAGUUAACAAACUCAGUGUCUCUUGAAAGCAUUCCUGACCCCGCCCCCCCCAGGACCAGGUGUGCUGUGAGAGUAGGAGAACAGAAAGCACAGAUCAGCCGGCGCAGGGGUGACGUAGAAUAGGCGUGACUGAGGGGGUGGGACUUUACUUGGAGCAACACCAUUAUCUAAGAGAUGAUGAUGAUAAUAAUAAUAAUAAUAAUAAUAAUAAUAUAUUUAUACCUUGCCCAUCUGGCUGGGCUUCCCCAGCCACUCUGGGCGGCUUCCAAAAAAAUAUUAAAAUACCGUAAUACAUCAAACAUUAAAAGCUUCCCUAAACAGGGCUGCCUUCAGAUGUCUUCUAAAAGUCUGGUAGCAGUUGUUCUCUUUGACAUCUGGUGGGAGGGCGUUCCACAGGGAGGGCACCACUACCGAGAAGGCCCUCUGUCUGGUUCCCUGUAACUUGGCUUCUCGCAGUGAGGGAACGCCAAAAGGCCCUUGGCGCUGGACCUCAGUGUCCGGGCUGAUUGAUGAGGGUGGAGACGCUCCUUCAGGUAUACUGGACCGAGGCUGUUUAAGGCUUUAAAGGUCAGCACCAAUACUUUGAAUUGUGCUCGGAAACGUACUGGGAGCUGAUGUAGGUCUUUCAAGACUGGUGUUAUGUGGUCUCAGUGGCUGCUCCCAGUCACCAGUCUAGCUGCCGCAUUCUGGAUUAGUUGUAGUUUCCGGGUCACCUUCAAAGGUAGCCCCACGUAGAGCACAUUACAGUAGUCCAAGCGAGAGAUAACCAGAGCAUGCACCACUCUGGCAAGACCGUCUAUGAGCAGGUAGGGUCUCAGCCUGCGUACCAGAUGGAGCUGGUAAACAGCUGCCCUGGACACAUUCCUGCAUUCCUUCAUUUCUCUCUGUGAAUAUUGAAUAAAGUACUCGGUAAGAACUCAUGCUUCUUGGCAUCCCACCAUGGGAGGGAUAGGAUUCCCUGAAGCCUUGACAGGUGGGAGGGUGGGCUACAUAUCGAUGGAGAGCCUGUCCUGGCUGGGAAGGAUGGGAGCUUGAGUCCAUUGACAUCUGGAGACUCCAUAGGCUCCCCUUUCCUUGGAGUACAGUCUGGGACGGCCGGCUAUGACUACAGUGCCAUUUCAAAACACACACACAAACAGCUCGUUGUUGCUAGGAAUUAUAGAACUGGUUGGAAGGGACCCCAGGGGUCAUCUAGUCCAACCCCCUGCAAUGCAGGAAUCUCAGCUAAAGCAUCCAUGACAGAUGGCCACCCAACCUCUGCUUAGAAACCUCCAAGGAAGGAGAGCCCACAACUUCCUGAGGGAGACCGUUCCUUUGUGAACUGCUCUUACUGUCAGAAAGUUUUCCGGUAUGUUUAGUUGGAAUCUACUUUCUUGUACAGUGGAACCUCGGUUUUCGAAUGUAAUCCGUUCCGGAAGUCUGUUCGACUUCUGAAACGUUCGAAAACCAAGGAUCAAAGGGCUUAUCAGCAAGUUCAGUGAGGAAAAUUGAAAAACACGCCUCGGAAGCUGUUUGACUUCUGAGGCAUGUUCAAAAAUGGAAGCAUUCCGGGUUUUCGGCGUUUGGCUUCUGAAAUGUCCGGCAGCCGAGACGUUCGAAAACCGAGGUUUGACUGUAACUUGAAGUCAUUGGUUCGAGUCCUGCCCUCCUGAGCAGGAGACAACAAACCUGUUUCCUCUCCCAUGUGACAGCCCUUCAGAUAUUUGAAGAUGGCUAUCCUAUCUCUUCUCAGUCUCCUCUUUUCCAGGCUAAAGAUAUCCAUCUCCUUCAACCGCUCCUCAUAUGGCUUGGUUUCCAGACCCCCUGAUAGACUAGGAGAUAGACUAGGAAAUGGUCUUGGGGGCGGGUCUUUCCCUUCUCUCCACUGACUCCCCCAACCGCUUGCAGUUUGCUGACCUGUCAGACGCAGCCAACCGGAACCACGAAGCGCUUCGCCAGGCCAAGCAGGAGAUGAACGAAUCCCGGCGCCAGAUCCAGAGCCUCACCUGUGAAGUGGAUGGACUCAAAGGAACGGUCAGUAUGACGUCCUUCCUGUCCUCAGCCCCCUUUUCCUGUUCCUUGGGAGGCAGCAGCUGAGCAGCCUCCCAUCUUUGCAUAAUGUUUUGUAUUCUUGGGUGAGGAUUCAAGGCUUCAACCUGAGCGAAUGAUGCCGUUGGUGUCCUCUUCUGGCCUUUACGAGUUCACCAGGGAUUUCACUAGAUAUCAUUUCCAUCAUAUAUUUUCAAGUUUAUCUUCAAAACCAUAAAGGUUGAAAAACGAUAUAUGCUGUGUAAUUGAGCACAGAGGUUAUUGGAACUUCUGACUUCUCUUUGCACAGUGCCACAUUUUGCAGUGUGAUUGUGAUUGUGUAUGUAUACAUCCUAUACCCUUUUAAAAUGUGGCUCUUUUCUGGGGUUUGUGUGUGUGUGUUAUUGGGUUGUUGUAUUUAUUCUGAUUAUGUAUGUUGUGAUCUUUUCUGUGAACCACCCUGAGACCUCUGGGUAUAGGGCGGUAAAUAAACUCAAUACAGUUGUACCUUGGUUUUCGAACAGAAUGUGUUCCAGAAGUCUGUUCGACUUAAGAAACGUUCAGAAACCAAGGCGUGGCUUUCGAUUGGCUGCAGGAGCGUCCUGCAGCCAAUCAGAAGCUGUGGAAGCUGUGUCGGACGUUCGGCUUCCAAGGCAAAGUUUUCAAACCGGAACACCUACUUCCGGGUUUGUGACAUUUGACUGCCGAGUUGUUUGUGUGUGAACUAAGCUGUUCGAAAACCAAGGUGCGAAUGUAAAUAAUAAUAAUAAUAAUAAUAAUAAUAAUAAUAAUAAUAAUAGUGGGAUGCCUAUGCUCCAGAUUCUGUGUCCGUUUUCGCAGCUGGGAAAAAAAGAGCACAACCAUUUUCAGCCCUUGCCAGCCUUGCGCCCUGUUUCCAAGGCCUGGGAAGCUCAGAGUCCACAGUCUUGCCUGUUCUCACUCGGUUGAGAAUUAGGAGCAGGAUUUGGGAGUCGGUGUGGCUUCUGGGUAAGGUGUCCCUGAGACCUGCUUCCCUGCAUCCCCCAUGUAAGCCCCACUUGUGUUUUCCUCCACAGAACGAAGCUUUGCUGAGGCAGAUGAGAGACCUGGAGGACCAAUAUGGGGUGGAGAUGGGCUCGUACCAGGACACGGUGGCACGGCUAGAGCAGGAGAUUCAGCACAUGAAGGAAGAGAUGGCACGACACUUGCGGGAGUAUCAGGACCUCCUGAACGUCAAGAUGGCCCUUGACAUCGAGAUUGCCACCUACCGCAAGCUGCUGGAGGGGGAGGAGAGCAGGUGAGGACUCCCCUAUAGCUCUUUGCAUGGUUCGGCCCAUCUCACGGUGGGUCCAUCUCUGCCUUUGCAGGAUCAGAGGAGGAGAGCGGUUUUAAAGGAGCUCAUUGGUUUCUCAAGGUCUUUAUAUUUUAUUUUUGUAAAUAUGACAGAAGGAAAGAGAUGAGAGAGAAAACACCGCCAGCUGUCAUUAACAACACAAACAUCACAUGAUUUCUAAUUUAAAUGCCAAGAUUUAAAUAAGCAUACCAUAUGAGGGCAACUCCCCAAUCAUCACACAUGCUCCCACUGAGAUGCCCACCAUUUUCUUUCUUCUUUUUUGAUGCCAUUUUUAUUUGGUUUUACAAGUACAAAGCUAUACGCCAAGAAUAAAAAAACAUAUCCAUAUGUGGAGAUUCCUCUGAAUCUCAGGACUCCCUCCCCCUCCAUGGAGUCCCAUUUUAAACAUUUAUUACUGCAUAUUUUUCCAUACUCCAGCAUUUUUUUUAUCAAACCAUAUUGUCCAUGGUAAUCAUGACACUUCAAGUGCGAUCAAAAUCCUGCCAAUGUUUCCAUCUGCUUUCAGUGGUCUCUUAAAUAACUUAUAUGUUUUCCCCAUUCUUUUAUAAAGUUAUUGUCCUCUUGAUUUCUGAGUUUUCCAGUCAGUUUUUGCCAUCUUGAGAUGUGCACCAUUUUCAAUGCCCCAUUGGGGUGGAACAGGGGCAGAAUGGGGCAGGACAGAGGCGAACAGGGCACCGUAUUUUUCGCUCCAUAAGACACACUUUUCCCCUCUUAAAAUCUAAGGGGAAAUGUCUGUGCGUCUUAUGGAGCGAAUGUGUGGUUCCUGAGGCUGGGAGGGGGGACCCGGGCUUCCCCCACCAGCCCCGACAAGCUCCUGAGCAGCUCUGGGGUAGCCCGCGAAGCCUCCACAGGGCAGCAGGGAGCCUUGAUCUCGCUGCCCUGGGGAGGCUUUGUGCGGCUAUCCCUGGCUAUCUUUGUGCGGGAGGUGGGGGAAGGGACAGAGUGAGGCUCUCUCACUUCCCCCACCUCCCGCAAAAGCCCCCAAGAGAUGCAUAUUUUUUUUCUUGAAUUCUCCCCUCCAAAAGUAGGUGUGCCUUAUGGUCAGGUGUGCCUUAUGGAGCGAAAAAUAUGGUAAUUCCCCACUUGCGCAAGUGGGGAGACGUCUGUAUUUUAAGCCAUGCGUUUUAAAUGUAGAAAGGGCAGUGAGAUCUUCAGGCCACUGAGUAGUAGUGGAUUGCAGGAGUGGGUGGGUAUUUGUCCUUCCAGCCUUGCAGUAUAAGCCUCUCUGCCACCAUAAGUAUUUGCAGAAUCCCUUUUUGUUGUCCACCCAUUAGUUCCCACACCGCAGGAUAUCAUUUAAUAGUCACGAACUUCCACACAUGCCAAGGAUUUCUCAAAAACAAAGCUGGUAGAAACAUCAAUUCCUGAUCGGGAAGAAGGCACCACAUAUUAUGCCCCAGAGAGACGUUUAUUUAUAUAUAAUUUUCAUUGAAUUUUCUGUUUUACACUUUAGAACAGGCUUCCUCAACCUCGGCCCUCCAGAUGUUUUUGGCCUACAACUCCCAUGAUCCCUAGCUAGCAGGACCAGUGGUCAGGGAUGAUGGGAAUUGUAGUCUCAAAACAUCUGGAGGGUCAAGGCUGAGGAAGCCUGCUUUAGAAUAUUCAUUUAAACAACCUUGAAAUGUCUGUGACUUCCCUUUUUCUCUUUCCAUGGCUUAUUUGCAUAUCAUAAAUCCCUGCAUAUUUUACAUAAACUAAACCAUUCAGUAUUCCAUUACAAUGGAACCUGGGUCCUCGAAUGGCUUAGUUGAUGAACAAAUCGGCUCCCAAACGCCGAAAACCCACAAGUACCGGUAGGUUGUCUGGUUUUCAAACGUUUUUCAGAAGCCAAACAUUCAAUGUGGCUGUCAGCUAUUGUUUCUGGGGUGCCUGCGCCAAUUGGAAACUGCGCCUUUGCUUUUGAAUGUUUCGGGAGUCGAAUGGGCUUCUGGAACAGAUUAUGUUCAAGAACCAAGGUACCACUGUAUUACAUCCAAUGAGACUCGUUUACACUGUUGAAUUUACCUUAACGUUUCCAAGAAGCGUUUUCAGCAUCUCUCUGAACCAGCCACGUCCUUCCUGGGGGACUUCAUUGUAGAGCUCACUGUGGCUUGUUCCCUUCAGGAUUGCAGUGCCGGUUCAGUCCAUGGCCUCCUUCGGCUUCAAAACAACAGGUAAGCUUCUAUCUCCAAAUUUGGGAUACAUAAAAAAUGCAUCAUGUGUGCUUACGCACACUGCUGCACACAAACAUGGACUUUUGGAAGAGACCAUGUUCAUUGCUCUGACUUACACCCCUUUCCAGCUGUUGAGCUCCACCUCAUCUAAAGAUGGAUUUAUGGUUGACAUUUCUGGGAGCACACCAACUGAUUGCAAGAAUCUACCCUGGAGGAUCUUUCAGGAGCUCUGCCUACACUCGAGUAGGACCCUGGAAGAGACACAUGCCCAGCUGGCAUGUUCUCUCCCUCCUGGUCAAUCGUUCAGGAGCUUCAAAAGCUUUCUUCAGCCCAAACAUCACAGACACCGAUGCCAACCGACACCGGCACACUUAGGGAUCAGCAGAGUUUGUGCAUCAUGCGUAACAGACCUCAGCAACUCAGCAUUUUGGCUAAUCUAUUUACAUAUAAACACACACAGAGCACUGCAACAUGGCUCCCUCUCUCUCUAGCAUCAGACAGCAAAGAGAAUGAACAAAGGACAAUAGUCCCACUUCACGGAACACAGUAACACAAGCAUCCUGUUUCCGUCACUUCCCACUCUGUGGAGUCAAAACAUACACCGUCAUCAUGUGAUAGACAACAAUCCCAUGACUACAAUCACGGAGUAGGAAUUCUAACAUCAUCUUCCUCACCCACCACAGACGACACCUGAGCUUAGCUUUUAUUGCUGUUUUUCCUUGGGAACUGGCAGGAAUAAAUGACACCUCUCUCCUCCCUCCUUCCAAUCCCUUCUGAUUUCACCCAGCUUGGACUGGAGUAUUUUUUUUGGGGGGUGCUGGUGAUCCAGGGGGAGGUGCAUAUUGUAUUGAAACUGCCAUGCCCUCUCUUCUGAAUGCCCCCUCCCUUGUAGUUUCAGAGCCAGAGCCAACGGUGGAGAGCCACUCUAGGAAGACAGUGCUGAUCAAAACCAUCGAGACCCGGGAUGGAGAGGCAAGUUGUUUACCUUUCUUUCUCCCAAAUUGAGGAGGAGGAUAGAAGCGCCCAGACCUCAGUGUAGUCUUAAGCAGGAGAAAUUCUCUAUAGAGAGGACUGCAUCUAGGCCUAGAGCAAAGGGGAAGCAGGUUUGCCUGAUGUGAGUGUCUGGAGGCAGUUGGAGGAUGGAUGGCGGCUAACAGAUUGAGGUUGAAUCCUGACAAGACAGAAGUACCCUGGUCCUGAAUGGGGUAACUGUGCCCCUGAAGGACCAGGUGCGCAGCCUGGGAGUCAUUUUGGACUCACAGCUGUCCAUGGAGGCGCAGGUCAAUUCUGUGUCCAGGGCAGAUGUCUACCAGUUCCAUCUGGUACGCAGUGUAAUGGCUUGACUCUCCCACAGAAGCGAGACACCGGCAGUAAUUAUCUCAGGUUUAUUGCUCAAACACAUAAAUCACUCCGGAGCUCCUUCACUCUGUGUCUGACUCCAAGUUAGCAGUUGCCAGUCUAAACUCCGCCCCUUCCUCUUCUUCCAACAGUGGAAAAAACCCUUCCGCUUCUGUUCUUUUGCCCUCCUCUCAUUGACCUUUUCCCGCCUCCGAGUCUUUGGGCUAGCUAUUCCCAGCCUCUCCCCUUCUGUCUCUGAGCUAGUAUUGGUGUUUAGGGCUUUGCUAUCUUCUGCUUGUCUGCUCUCUGAAACACUGCCACUGGACUGCCCCUCCUCCUCCUCACAUUCCAGUCCGCAUUCCAAUGUCCUUAUCUCCCUCGGCUUGCUUAGAUUCCCAGCCUCUGUCAGCUCCGAUGACACGCAGGCUGAGACCCUACCUGCCCAUGGACUGUCUCGCCAGAGUGGUGCAUGCUCUGGUUAUCUCCCGCUUGGACUACUGCAAUGUGCUCCACGUGGGGCUACCUUUGACGGUGACCCAGAAACUACAACUAAUCCAGAAUUCUGCAGCUACACUGGUGACAGGGAAUGGCUGCCGAGACCAUAUAACACCGGUCCUGAAAGACCUACAUUGGCUCCCAGUACAUUUCCGAGCACAAUUCAAAGUGUUGGUGCUGACCUUUAAAGCCAUAAACGGCCUCGGCCCUGUAUACCUGAAGGAGUGUCUCCACCUCCAUCAUUCAGCCUGGACACUGAGGUCCAGCUCUGAGGGCCUUCUGGUGGUUCCCUCCCUGCGAGGUUACAGGGACCCAGACAGAGGGCCUUCUCGGUAGUGGCACCUGCCCUGUGGAACGCCCUCCCACCAGAUUUCAAGGAAAUAAACAACUAUCUGACUUUUAGAAGACAUCUGAAGGCAACCCUGUUUAGGGAAGUUUUUUAUGUUUGAUGUUUUAUCUCUUCUUCUUCUUCUUCUUCUUCUUCUUCUUCUUCUUCUUCUUCGCGGGUUUACUGCAGCUCAGGAGGCUCAAUCCUCUCCUGCAGUUGGGACCUUUCUCCAGGAGGAGACCCAAUGCUAUUGGCUCUAGACAAUUAUUAUGGAAUCAGUUUGGCCGGUCAAGAUUGUGUGGCUCUACAUGUGGGAAGUGUUAUAUGAGCACCCGACAUGUAGCUGUGUAGAGCUGAGACUGAAUUGCCUCUGCCCAGGGUUGUGUGCGUGUGUGUUUGGAGGGGAAGAAAUUCAACAAGGUACUCUAAGUUCUGGUCUCUGCGUAACAGGGAUCUGCAAGCUUUUUUUUGGGUGGGGUGGGGAGAAGUGGACACAACUGGAAUUCUGAGGAAGUGCUGCAGGUCCCAGUUCUGAAAUGCAUGUGGUGGGGGCACAACACGACACAAAAUGACUGUGCAGGGUGCGGCACAAUAGCUUCAGUGUAGGUGCAGAUGAGGCAGUGCAAAAAUGAACUCUGCAGGAAAUGCAAACAGUUUCUCAUGCAUAGGAGCCAACUCCUAGGGGCCUUGACCUCCACAGUAAAAUAUUUGAGGGGGCUGAUACCCCACAAAGUUGAUGGGCAUUCUCAAUUAAAUGGUGUGUGUGUGCCACGUCAUGUGAUCGAUUGUGUGGGGUGGGGCUUACCUGGCCCCCCACAAUAUUUUAUUCAGGUUGGCACCCAUUCUCUUGUGUGUUGUGGAUUUGGGGUGGGAGACAGAAACAUGGAUUUGGGGUGGCAAGUAGUGCAAAUUUACAUAUAUUAGCAUAAACUUUUUUCUCUUUACAUCAGCCACGGGGAGAGGCAGAGCGGUAUACAAGAGACUGAAGUCUCCCCACUAACGCCAAGAAAUCCCACCCAGCCUCCUCCCUCCAGCUUUUAACUCACAACUGCUCAAACCAUGGCUGACCAUCUUGAGGCCUAGAAACAUUUUUUGUUGGUUUAAACAACAACAAAAUGAACCCUAUCCCAAAUGUAGCACUCAGGUGUGUUCCUUGCAAGGAACUGUGGAAUGCCCUGUCUAUGAUCCUGUGAGUGUCGCCUAUUCCACGCUCAGCAAUAUACCUAUCAGACGGUCUUGCCUUUCCCUCUCGGCUCUGACCUGUUUUCUAUCGGUUUUUUGCAUUUUGUCUCCUGCAGGUGGUGACUGAAUCGAGGAAAGAGCAGAGAGCUGAGAUAGAGAAGUGAUUUGGGGAGCCCCAGGCACCUCCUCCCUCCUUCCCCCCACCCCCAAUGCCGUGGAGACGGGCACUCAGCUAUCCAAUGUCCAGAAGUCCCAGCAGCAGACCCCCCCCAAGCCGCACUGGCCUUAUUUAUGAUGAUGGUGAAUGAUACCUCUGACCUCCGACCGCCUUCCCCCACUGUACCAGGCUUCCCCAGCCAGCCCUGCUCCUUCAAUGUGCACUUCUAGCCUUCCUGGGGGGCAGCCUGGUUGCGACCCCAGCAAUAACCACACACGGGCUGGAGAGCGGGGAGUUUAUCCAUCCCCGCUUUCCUCUUCCAGCUGCCUCCUACCUCUCUUAACCACACAGUCUCUCGCCUUGCCCGUUCCAGCCAGUGUUGUCGUGAAAGAAGAGGAGCGUUGCCUUUCUACAGGGCGUCGGGCGUUAAUCCAUGAAAGCCCAGGCUAGGCUGGCACAGAUCUGCCAGUUGUGUGUAGAGCCUAACCCUGGUGGCGAUUGAGAGAUCAAGUCUGUAGGCCAGACACCCCCAAACUCGGCCUUCCAGAUGUUUUGGGAUGACACUUCCCAUCAUCCCUGACCCCUGGUCCUGUUAGCUAGGGAUGAUGGGAGUUGUAGUCCCAAAACAGCUGGAGGGCCGAGUUUGGGGGUGCCUGCCAUAAAGCAUUCAUGGCUUUGCAGCUGGUAAGCUUUUCACAUCUGGCAAGUUGAGUCAGCCUAGAAACACCAAAGAGGACCAAAUGUUUGGUCGCAGUCCGUUGUUUACUGCCCACCCCGGUUGGCCUUGAUACUGAUUCUGCGUACCGGCCACUGAGACCAAAACAGCCGCUUUCAGGGAUUCUCAUGAAUGAGAAUCUCCUUAAUCAAGAAUGUAAGUGUGAGCUGGUGUAGCAUAUUGGCUAAGAAAGUGAGCUAUGUUAAUGGAGCAGUCCCCGGUUCAAACCCCACCUCUGCCAUGAACUCGCUAGGUAGCCUUAGGCAAAGUUGUUCUCUCUAAGCCUCAGUGUUUUCCCUCCCCAUCUGCAGUAUGGGAAGAUAAUGCUACUGACUAAGCACAUCACGUGAAUUAUCUCAUUGCAAUUCUUACAGCAGCCCUCUAAGUCAAGAAUUACAAUGAGCUAAUUCACGUGAUAUGCUUAGAGCAUCUGAAAGCACUAUACAAAUUCCAUUUCUCAUUAUUUUGUCCUCCAAAUCUUCAGACGUGUACCCAAGCUAGAAAACAGAAUUACAUUUUUUUUGAGAAAUCAGAUUUUGCAGGAGGCUCUUUAAAAAAGCUUUCCCCCCACCCUGGCUUUUAUGGGGUUUCGUUUAUCAUAAGGGUCCUAGUGACAAUCUUAACAGGCAAUCCUCUAACUGUUUACUCAGAAGUAAAUCCCACAGCCUUAAAGCGAUAUUUCCUUGCCUCUUCUUUAGAGGCAAUCCAUAGGGUUAAAUUAAAUUAAUUUUCUCCAAUCAGCCAAAAUGUGGUCCUUGAGAAAGACAACUUUUCAAAGGCUGAACUUCUUACGGGCUGAUUUGUGUCCUCCCGCCACCCCCAGGUAUUGGACUUUUUCAGCCCUAUCCAGCAGGGCAAAGGAUUGUGGGAGUUGUAGUCCAACAGCAUUAGGCAGGCCAUAGCUACAAUAGCAAUCCCCUAGGGUGACCUCCCACACAGUCUUGCUCUCCUUUGCUUCCUUUCUUAUCUUCUUGUGCAACCCCCUGCCUGCACUUUCUGCAACUUCCACAAGGGAUGGUUCUGGUCUUAUCAGGCAAGAACACAGCUGGACUUCCCCAUCAUCUGUAUCACAUACAGGUUAGUCCCAUAGGCGUGAAGAAGGCAGCUGAACAAAGAGUCCUUGGAAUACAGGGAAACACCUAGGCGUGGCUUUUUAGUACAAUCUGAGCUAACACGGUUAAAAUAACUAGUCGUACCUCGGAAGUCGAAUGGAAUCCGUUCCGGAAAUCCAUUCGAUGUUUGGAAACCAAGGCGUGGCUUCCGAUUGGCUGCAGGAAACUCCUGCAGCCAAUCGGAAUCCGCAUUGGACAUUCGGGUUCCAAAGAACGUUCACAAACAGGAACACUCACUUCCGGGUUUGCGGCGUUCGGGAGCCAAAACGUUUGAGUUGCAAGGCAUUCAUCAACCAAGGUAUGCCUGUGAUAUCUAAUAAACGGGGGGGAAACACACACAUCCAUCCAUCCAUCACAAUUCCUUGACAUGAAUAAGUUUUGAUUAGGUAAUGCUAAUCCAUGGGUGUCUGUAGGAAUGGAGCAAAGCGGAAUUGCUGCCACCCCGAACAAUAAUUCUGAUUCCCAGCUUUCUUUCUUUCUUUCUUUCUUUCAAAAAAGAGCAAAUUUUUAGCAUGAGAGAUAAAAGGCAAAAUGUGCACUUUUUCCCUUCUUGUUUUGGGUGACAAAGUAGCCUGAUCCACUUUUGAAGGGGGUUUUACUCCCUCCGAAAACAUCAUUUUUUCCUGCAGAUGCCCCAUCGAAACAUGAUAUACAGUGGUGCCUCGCAAGACGAAUGCCUCGCAAGACGGAAAACCCGCUAGACGAAAGGGCUUUCCGUUUUGGAGGUGCUUCGCAAAACGAAUUUCCUAUGGGCUUGCUUCGCAUGACGAAAAUGUCUUGCGAGUUCCUGCGGGGUUUUUUCCCUUUCCCCCCCCUUUUCCCCAAGCCGCUAAGCCGCUUAUCAGCUGAUCCGCUAAGCCGCUAAACAGCUGAUCCGUUAAGCCACUAAGCCGCUUAUCAGCUGAUCCGCUAAGCCGCUUAACAGCUGAUCUGUUGAGCCACUAAGCCGCUUAUCAGCUGAUCCGCUAAGCCCGCUAAGCCGCUAAUAGCGCUAAUCCGCUAAACCGCUAAUGGGCUUGCUUCGCAAGACGAAAAAACCGCAAGACGAAGAGACUCGCGGAACGGAUUCUUUUCGUCUUGCGAGGCACCACUGUAUAAUGACCUGAACGGUUCUCCUCCUGGAGAACAGUGGCUUCUCAACUUUUCUUCCCUUAAAUCCAGCUUUCUCAUAGCUGCACACAUACUCAGAUUUCUUUGACAUCCUGUCUUUCCACUUCAGCUCUCUGUCACCUGAUCUUUCCCCCUUCUUUCUCUCGUUUUCCCUUAACAUUUCAUACCCUCCAAUCCAGAACUGACUCACCCCCUGUGGACCAUUUUGACAGGUGGGUGGGACUGCCCAUCUGUCAAUCACCUGAUGUCAUAUGACUCAAAGUUGAUGAUGCAUCAGCAGGCAGAAGCUCAUCUCUGAUCUUAGUGCUGUAGUCCCACAGCACUAGGACCAGAGAUAAUAAGAAAAAUGCUUUUCUGCUUUUCUCUCUCUUCAGUUUAAUGUUACCCUAUCACAUGAAUAAAAUGCUUACCACCUUGUAAGUAAUACUUUUAUGAUUCAUUUGUCUGGGCAGCUAUUCUGAAAAUAAUACACACAGGAAAAUGUGGCUUCUCAUGACACACUUUGGGCUUAGCUGUUAGAGGGGUGCAAUGCGACAGACUCAACCACCAAGGCAGUAUAAUGCGAGGCCACAGCAGCUUUUUGGGUUGGAUCCUGUCAAUUGUAUCUGUCCAUCCUGCUACAGGGGUCCUAGCACUUGAAUCUAUUUGUUGCCUUUGAGUACAAAUAAUUAUGGCAGAGGCAUUUAGUGUUUUGUAAGCAUCUAGCUGACAAAAAGUGUUUCAUUAUUUACUCUUGAUUGCAAGAAAUCUGACAUUUCAGGACUGAGGUUGUCACUGAAGGUUCAAAAUAAAGAAGAGUACUCAUUUAUAGUAGCCAUGACACCCAUUUUCUCCCUACACCCCCUUCCUUUGGGACACCAAUCAGGGAUUUUUUUCCUUUUGUUUUAGAUCCAGUCUUAUAAUAGUCAUGACGUCCAGGAACAUUUGCAAAUAUGCUCUGGUUUUAAAAUUCUCAGUUGGAGAAAACAGCAAAAGGACUUUCGGACCUAAAAGCCUGCAAUCCCAUGCAGUCUGGCAUGUAUCCAAUUUGGUAUAGGGCUGGGCUGUAUUAUAAGAAUUUCUUUGGGAUUAGUCGCUUAUACGAUGCUGCUGUCACGUUACUGAGUUCUGCAGCUUGAUAACCAUUUCAGCCUUGCUUGCAUCUCUUCCUUAUCAUCCCUUUUUGAUAAUAGGCUUUGAAAACAGGGACCCCCUUUUUGGGUUUUGGUGCUGAUUUUCCCUCUUUUUGAUAGCCAUGUUGCCUGUUUCCCAUAUUCCUACUCAGACCUGGUAAGAAUUCAUGGUGCUAAUUCCACCAUGCUAAUAGCACUCUUCAUGAACAACCCAAACUUGCUCCUCUCUGCCUCUUUCUCCCCCACUAUUUUAUGCCGGUUCCCCAGUAACUCCACUAUUUUGUGCUCUUUCCCAGCAUGCGCACAUACAACUGGCUUUCCAGAACAUCCUUCCCUUACAACUUGGCUUGCCUCACUGAUGUCUAGCUUGAGAAAUAAUGAUGUAGUAUCAACCCCACGGGACAAUUCCUUGUCUCCCACACUCCUACGAAGAAACAGGGUACAUGGAGACUCUUAUGAAUGGUUGCAGUAGACCUCUGUUUCUGGUGCUUCUUGAUCUCCCCUGACUAGUGACAGUUAUCUGAUGACAAGUGGCCAUUGUGUGAAAUGGGCCAUGUACUGCUUCCAACCAGCCAAUAAACAACAUACUGAGAAGUC